AUGGCUCCGAGGAAAAACAAAGUUGCCAAAGAAGAGGUGCAGGUAACUCUUGGCCCUCAACAUUUGGUUGGGGAGACCGUUUUUGGAGUUGCUCAUAUAUUCGCUUCUUUCAACGACACAUUCGUACAUGUUACCGACUUGUCUGGCCGGGAAACUAUUGCCCGAGUCACUGGAGGCAUGAAGGUUAAGGCCGAUCGUGACGAAGCUUCUCCCUACGCUGCUAUGUUGGCCGCACAGGAUGUUGCUGAGAAAUGCAAGACUCUUGGAAUCACAGCUCUCCACAUCAAGCUCCGAGCAACCGGUGGCAACAAGACUAAGACGCCAGGCCCCGGAGCACAGUCUGCCCUCCGUGCAUUGGCUCGUUCAAACAUGAAGAUUGGCCGCAUUGAGGACGUCACUCCGGUGCCAUCAGACUCUACCCGCAGGAAGGGAGGUAGACGAGGACGCAGGCUGUAA
Danaus chrysippus (African queen) is the source of this 456-nucleotide messenger RNA. The record is from the annotation of a GenBank genome assembly. NCBI's taxonomy places the organism in Eukaryota, Metazoa, Arthropoda, Insecta, Lepidoptera, Nymphalidae.